Eremomyces bilateralis CBS 781.70 is the source of this 3699-nucleotide messenger RNA. Its product is annotated as chitin synthase 4. The record is from RefSeq and is a predicted model, not a curated record. The transcript has 3 exons. Gene Ontology annotation, cellular component: cell periphery; cell septum. The coding region runs from base 1 to 3699 and encodes 1232 amino acids. NCBI's taxonomy places the organism in Eukaryota, Fungi, Ascomycota, Dothideomycetes, Eremomycetales, Eremomycetaceae. Gene Ontology annotation, molecular function: chitin synthase activity.
AUGGCGACUCCUCAUCACCACGCGGCCUCUGCUGGCCGGGAAAACACCUAUCGAGAGUCUCCAUCACGCCGUCGCCGACCUUCGGAUUUGGAAUCGCGCAAUCCCGCCAACGCAGACACACCCACUUCACCCACCCGCGGCGCUAACUAUCCUCAAUACUCGCAACCUUACCCAUCGCCGGGGACGCCAUUAGGCGAUCAAGAUCCCAUGAUGACGGCCCAGAAUCGCGGGCAAGACUUCUCGCGGAAACGGAGCCUGAUCCGACCCGAACGGAACCGCAUCGACCGUGACCAUCCCAACUACCAUUACCGUAAACAUGCCCAGAAUAUGGCCAUUUAUCCUUCGACGACGGGCAAUGAUCCGAUCUUCGAAGAUCACGUGGAGGCGGGAACGGUCAGCUCCGACAGUACCGAUAUGAAAAGCCUCAACCGACCGGAACCUGGGACCACGGGACGCCCGGGCUAUGGCGAGAAUGACAUGAACGAGAAGUACGAUAGUGUUCCCCUCGACGGACGACAACAGGGCUCGAAGCGACUCAAGCGAAAGAUGACGAAGAAAGAGUCGCGCGCGGAGAAAGAUCGCCAGAAGGAGAUCCUUCGUCCUCCGAGUUUGUGGAACAUCUACUGCGGGAUCAUCACAUUCUGGGCUCCAGAUGCGGUGCUGAAAUGUUUCGGGAUGCCGGCGCGGGCCCAGCAGAGAGCGUGGCGCGAGAAGAUCGGACUGAUCAGCAUCAUCCUUAGCAUCUGCGCUGCAGUGGGUUUCCUCACCUUCGGCUUCACACAGACGGUGUGCCCGCCAACUGCCAGUAAUCGGAUGAAAAUCAACAAAGUCGACGCGGGCUUCAUGAUCCUACAUGGUCAAGCGUACGACCUAUCCCGGUCUCACCAUCAGCUAGCUAGAGGUGUCCCGGAUAAUGCCAACGUUCUCUUCGAUCUCCCCGAGAAGCACGGCGGGAAGGACGGCAGUUUUCUCUUUCAGAACGUCAAUGGCGCAUGCAAGGGUCUCAUCACCCCGAAACCAAACUCCGGAGUCCCUACAGACGGACAAAAUAUGGGCUGGUAUUUCCCUUGUCGGACCUUCAAUCAAGAUGGUUCGAGCGAGCCGAACAUCACCGUUCCAUACUACAACGGCUACUCGUGCCAUACUUCAAAUGCGGCACGGGAUGCCUUCUACUCCCUGAAUGCCUUUGGAGACGUCUACUUCGAGUGGUCCGAUAUCAAGAACAGCAGCCGGAAUCUGAUGGUGUGGAGCGGAGAUGUCUUGGACUUGAACCUUAUUAACUGGUUCAACCGAACCGCGGUCAAUAUCCCCCCAGAGUUCGAUGCGCUUCGAACGAACCCCAGCGUUCGUGGCGUCGAUGUCACUCGAGCGUUCAUGACCAAGCGCGACAAGCACGUCGCUCGAUGCUUGACGCAAAUCGUCAAGGUAGGGACAGUCGCUUCGGAGACCGUCGGGUGCAUUGCUUCCAAAGUCGUGCUCUAUGUUUUGCUUGUCUUCAUCCUUUCUAUCGUGGGUGCGAAGUUCGUGCUUGCGAUGGCCUUCCAAUGGUUCAUAUGCCACAAGUAUAGCGCAAAGAAGACGUCUCUGGGGUCGGAUUCCAAGAAGCGUAAGCAGCAGAUCGAGGACUGGAGCGAGGAUAUAUAUCGUGCUCCCCCCCGCCCUGAGGCGGCUCUCGACCGAACCAGCAAGCGCGGCAGCACCUUAUUCCCCACGACGUCGCGUUUCACGAGCCCCUAUGCCAUCGAGCGUUCCCUUGCCAAAACCAAAGCCCCUCCAACCACUAUGACCAGUCAAACACAAGGCUCCGGCGCAAGAGGGAGCAUGUACAGACAGGGCAACCAAAGUCAAGGGACGCUGCCGACGGCGUAUUACGACUCUCAGUCCAAGCCUAUGUCCCAGGAGAGCCGGGCGAGCCUUCUUUGGUCGGGCACGGGCGACGGCAAAUACAACAGCAUCAUUGGCGAGUCCGAAGGCCCUGGCCCGGCCGGUUUUAUUCACGAAGCCGUAGUUCCUCAACCCCCCGCGGAAUGGCAACCGUUCGGAUAUCCUCUUGCUCACGCGAUCUGCCUGGUCACUGCCUACUCCGAGGGAGCUGAUAGCAUUCGGACGACUCUCGACUCCGUCGCCACCACGGACUAUCCGAAUAGUCACAAAUUGAUCUUCGUGGUCUGCGACGGUCUGAUCAAGGGUCAUGGAGAGUCCCAGACCACCCCUGACAUCAUCCUGGACAUGAUGAAGGAUAACACCAUUCCCCGGGAAGAAGUGCUCCCCUAUUCGUAUGUGGCUGUUGCUAGCGGCACCAAGCGCCACAGCAUGGCCAAAAUCUACUCCGGCUUCUAUAACUACGGCCAAGACUCUCGCGUCCCGACGGAGAAGCAACAACGCGUUCCCAUGCUGGUGGUCGUAAAAACCGGCACCGAAGACGAGGCCACGAAUUCCAAACCGGGCAACCGAGGCAAGCGCGACAGCCAGAUCAUCCUGAUGAGCUUCCUGCAGAAGGUCAUGUUCGACGAGCGGAUGACGGAGCUGGAGUUCGAGAUCUUUAACGGCAUCUGGAAGAUCACGGGCAUUUCCCCGGACUUCUAUGAAGUGGUGCUCAUGGUCGACGCCGAUACCACCGUGUUCCCGGACAGUCUGACGCACAUGAUCUCCGCCAUGGUGAAGGAUCCUCAUAUUAUGGGCCUUUGCGGCGAGACGAAGAUUGCCAACAAGCGAGAUACAUGGGUGACCAUCAUCCAGGUCUUCGAGUACUUCAUCUCCCAUCACUUGUCCAAGUCGUUCGAGUCCGUGUUCGGCGGCGUCACCUGUCUUCCCGGCUGCUUCUGCAUGUAUCGAAUCAAAGCCCCGAAAGGCGGUCAGAACUACUGGGUGCCCAUCCUAGCCAACCCGGACGUCGUCGAGCACUACUCCGAAAACGUCGUCGACACCCUCCACAAGAAGAAUCUGUUGCUGCUCGGCGAGGACCGAUACCUCUCGACCCUGAUGCUGAAGACGUUCCCCAAGCGAAAGCAGGUAUUCAUCCCUCAGGCGGUCUGCAAGACCACGGUCCCCGAGCAGUUCAAGGUGCUGCUCUCGCAACGUCGACGAUGGAUCAACAGCACGGUGCACAACUUGAUGGAGCUGGUUUUGGUGCGGGAUCUUUGUGGAACCUUCUGUUUCAGCAUGCAGUUCGUCGUGUUCAUCGAAUUGGUCGGGACCUUGGUGCUACCCGCCGCCAUCUCCUUCACCAUCUAUCUAAUUGCAAUCACGAUCAAGGCCGGCAUUACCCACACCGAAGCCCCCUUAAUCCCCCUCAUCCUACUCGCGCUCAUCCUGGGUCUUCCGGGCUUUUUGAUCGUGUUGACCGCGAGCCGCGUUUCGUACGUCCUCUACAUGCUUGCUUACCUGAUCUCCCUCCCUAUCUGGAACUUCGUGCUCCCAACGUACGCCUACUGGAAAUUCGACGACUUCAGCUGGGGCGAGACGCGGAAGACGGCCGGCGAGAAGACCAAGAAGGCCGGCAUCGAAUACGAGGGCGAGUUCGACAGCAGCAAGAUCACAAUGAAGCGAUGGGGCGACUUUGAGCAGGAACGCCGGCUCAAAGGCCAGGCGUCGGCGUGGUCGCAGCAAUCCGCCACGACCACCGGCGCUGGAACGUGGCCGAUGCAGCAACAGCACCAUCAGCAGCAACAUCAAGGCGCAUAUGAAUAUUACGAUUAA